CGGGUCAUCAGCCAUUGCUUCCGUUUAGAAAAGUCUCAGUUUUCCUAAGACGCUCGGUUACGUUUCCUGUAACCCUGUGUCUAAUUUUUGGUACAUAAUCUUACUCCUUCUGCCGAAAGAGUGGGAUUGAACUUGUGUGUGAGCAGUCAUGAAGCUGGUCAGGUUUUUAAUGAAACUGAGCCACGAAACUGUCACAGUGGAGCUAAAAAAUGGGACUCAAGUUCAUGGCACAAUUACAGGUGUCGAUGUUAGCAUGAAUACACAUUUGAAAGCUGUCAAAAUGACUGUCAAAAACAGAGAGCCUGUUCAAUUGGAGACAUUAAGUAUUCGAGGAAAUAAUAUCCGAUACUUUAUUCUGCCAGAUAGUUUGCCUCUUGACACUUUACUUGUUGAUGUUGAGCCAAAAGUAAAGUCAAAGAAAAGAGAAGCUGUUGCUGGUCGUGGCAGGGGACGCGGCCGUGGCAGGGGACGUGGUCGUGGCAGGGGACGAGGUGGUCCAAGGCGAUAACAAGCUGAUAAUACUCAACGGAAAAUUGGCUUUUGAA
Pelobates fuscus (common spadefoot toad) is the source of this 545-nucleotide messenger RNA. It is a transcript of the gene SNRPD1, whose product is annotated as small nuclear ribonucleoprotein D1 polypeptide. NCBI's taxonomy places the organism in Eukaryota, Metazoa, Chordata, Amphibia, Anura, Pelobatidae. Gene Ontology annotation, biological process: RNA processing; spliceosomal snRNP assembly. Gene Ontology annotation, cellular component: U2 snRNP; commitment complex; U4 snRNP. The record is from RefSeq and is a predicted model, not a curated record. Bases 149 to 508 code for a protein of 119 amino acids. Gene Ontology annotation, molecular function: RNA binding. The transcript has 4 exons.